ACGUGAGUGAGUGAGUAAACGAUGACAGAAUUUUCAUUCAUUUUAAUUUUUAACAUAUAAAAAUGAUUAUGGCAUCAGAUAUAGAGGCUGCCUUGGUGGUCAGAGCUUCAAACAAAUCUCUAAAACCUCAAACAGAAAAGCAAAAUAGUGAGAUCGAAACUGCAUCUGGAUAUCUAAACGCACCUGAGCCCUUUUCAGAAGUCUAAUGCAAAUUCCCAACUAAACAGUAGCCCAUCUAUCUCUUUUUACAUGACCCGCCCAUAUAGUCCAUGGCUAGAAGAAGGAAUCUGGUUAGUCUGGUAGCGUGCGGACUAAUGGAGGCAUGGUCUGUUUAACUGCACACGCCUCCUCAGUCAUUCUCUCUCUUUUUAGCAUAUAAACACCUCAUCACUGUCACCAGAGUGAAAGCUGCGCUGCAGACAGGAAUGAGUGAAGAAGGAAACACCACAAGGCCUCCAAAAAGGCUUUAACUGGCGAGAAGAGGCCUUAGUGUAGCUGUGGACGUGGAUAACCGAACCUCAGCGAGAUGGCUUCUCUAGGCAUGCACAUGUUAGCGAGCGCCUUGGCCCUGCUGGGAUGGGUGGGAGCCCUCCUGUCCUGCAUCAUGCCAAUGUGGCGUGUGACGGCCUUCAUUGGAACCACCAUUGUAACCUCAGAGAUCAUGUGGGAGGGCAUUUGGAUGAGCUGUGUGAUCCAAAGCACAGGCCAAAUGCAGUGCAAACCGUAUGAGUCCACGCUAGCGCUAGGCACGGAUCUGCAGGCGGCUCGGGCCCUCACAGUGAUGGCGAUCCUUUUGGGAGCGGUGGGCCUUGUUUUAGCCUUCAUCGGAGGAAAGUGCACCAUCUUCAUGGACCGAUCCAAAAGAUCCAAAGCCAGGAUCGCCACAGCAGCUGGUGUCACGUUGAUUGUCGCUGGAGUUCUCUGCCUGAUCCCCGUCUCCUGGUCGGCUGGCAUUGUGGUGAGAGCAUUUUACAACCCACAGAUGGCCGAUUCGCAGCGAAGGGAGAUCGGUGGUGCCAUUUAUGUUGGUUGGGGUGCGUCUAUUGUCCUCAUUUUGGGUGGAGGAAUGCUCUGCACCACUAUCUGCAAAGACAAAACAGAAGACGACAGUGGCCGUUCAGUGAAGUACCUGAUCGUGCGCUCUUCGCAGGCAGGGUCCAGCAGAGCGGGCUCCCAGAGGAUGCGGCCCGUCUCUGUGAGGUCACUGCAGAGUGGCGCUCCAUCUGUGAGGUCCCAGUGGAGUCAGAAAGCUCCUUUGAAUCAGGGAAGACCUCCUUCUCUGGGCUCCCACCAGAGCAGGCCGUCAACUACAAAGUCUCUGCUUGCCAGAGCCGAACUGAUGCCAGAGUCUGAGCGGGACGAGGGGGCGUCGACUAAGUCCCAGCUGAUUGAUGAUGGUUUGGAUCAGACACUGGCUGCUUCUGAACCUAGUGAGACUGAAGAUGCUCCCAAGACAUACAUUUGAAUAAGGAGACACCUAGAAACUGCAAAAUUUGUGUUGAUUGAAGGACUUACAUGCACUUGGACAGUCAUAUAUCUGCCAUAGCACUAUGAAUAUGAAGAAUGUGUGAUAAAAUGAAGAAUAUGUUAGUGGCUGAACCUUACUAUUAUGCAAAACUGAUAAUUAUCUCAGUCCAUUCUGACUUUUUUUUUAGAGAAUUUGAGGCACUUUAGGAAGUGCACCUGAUCGAGAUGAAGAUUUGCACUGUAACUUACACUCAGACUUCAGCAGUCAUGAUUAUGAUGCUGUUUUAUAGUUCAUUUUAAUCGUUUCCAUACAUUUUAUGUAUUUAAUGUGUUUACAUUUAAUGUAUGUUCAUGACUGUAAGCGGAAAAAUGUUUUUCCAUCAUGUCAUGCACUGUACUUAGCACAGUUCUCCUUUGUAGCGUAAAAAAAGCUGACGCCUCCUCAACAAACAUAUGGAAAUUUGUCAGUUUCAUUCAAAUAUUAUGUUGUUUUCCUGCUAGGAAACUAGAAUGAACAUAUUUCUAGUUGAAAACUGUCAUAUAAAAGCACUGCUAUGAUCUUGGCCACACAAGUGGUCUUUCAGAAAUGGACAAUUGUUCGGUUCAAAUGUUACAAGGGAGGGAAAAGAACACUCUCUUCAUUGUUACCCUUUCAUGUAUGUCAGCUCGAGCACUGAAUGAAACGGCAGAUCCAGGCCAAACCGGUUUAACAGAAAGUAUCACCUCAUGAAAACGCUUUGAAUUUUGUCGAGGCACAGAGUGUUUAAAAAGAGUUCAAAAGAAUGUGCUGUAGUGAAGCUUAAGCUGUAGAGAUAAAACCAAAAUAAAAAUCUUAAUGUUUAUCCAUUUUGCUUGAAAUUUAAAUUGAAUUAGCUGUUACAAGUUAUGAAGUAUAGUCAAUAGUUCGUGAAUGUCUUUGCAUAUGCCCUUGUAAUAUUUGUUUAGUCAGAACACUGUGAACCCGCCUGUUCUGAAUAUUUAUAAA
This is a messenger RNA of Sinocyclocheilus anshuiensis, 2452 nucleotides long. RefSeq names its product claudin 30 (gene cldn30). Bases 527 to 1465 code for a protein of 312 amino acids. Gene Ontology annotation, cellular component: membrane; bicellular tight junction. Gene Ontology annotation, molecular function: structural molecule activity. The transcript has a single exon. The record is from RefSeq and is a predicted model, not a curated record. NCBI's taxonomy places the organism in Eukaryota, Metazoa, Chordata, Actinopteri, Cypriniformes, Cyprinidae.